Engraulis encrasicolus (European anchovy) is the source of this 4662-nucleotide messenger RNA. Its product is annotated as protocadherin alpha-C2-like. Bases 278 to 3265 code for a protein of 995 amino acids. The record is from RefSeq and is a predicted model, not a curated record. Lineage: Eukaryota; Metazoa; Chordata; Actinopteri; Clupeiformes; Engraulidae. Gene Ontology annotation, cellular component: plasma membrane. Gene Ontology annotation, molecular function: calcium ion binding. Gene Ontology annotation, biological process: homophilic cell-cell adhesion. The transcript has 5 exons.
ACACCCGUCAGCCGCGCGCAGGAAGAGAGAGAGGGAGAGAAAGAUAGAGAGAGAGAGGGAGGGAGAGAGGGAAAAAAAGACUUCACGGACAAAGGAAAUAUGGACGCUACUGAGAGGUAUUCCUGCACGCUGAAGUCGGAACGGAUAUCUUUCAGGUAUUACACAUAAAUGGAAAACCUCUCGGUGUACUUUGAUGCAGAGGUCGGAGGUAAUUUUCUGCAAAUUAAAGAAGACGGGAAGCUGUAUUUAAUCCGUCGGCGGACCCGAUGAUCUUGCGAUGGCUGUUGCCGGGAAAUGCAACUGCAUAGAUAUUCAUGUGCCUCUUUGUUUUUUGGUACUGUUAUUCUUUUGUGGCCUUGCUUGUGGACAAAUACAAUUUUCAGUAGUGGAGGAACUGGAAAAUGGGGCGGUUGUACGUGACAUCGCACAGGAUUUGGGGUUGGACGUCCGAAAGCUGUCCACCCGAAAGAUUAAGGUAACCUCUAUCAACGGCAAGAGGUAUCUCGACGUUAAUAAGAGCGGCAGAUUGUUUGUCAAUGACAGGAUCGACCGAGAGGCGGUGUGCGGAGAUGAUUCCAGCAGUUGCCACAUGAAUUUCCAGGUUCUUCUUGAGAACCCGUCCGAGGUGCACAACGUUGAGGUGGAGAUCCUGGACGCGAAUGACAACGCGCCGCAAUUCCCAAGGGAUGAGUACCAGUUGGAGAUCACAGAAUCGGCGUUGCCGGGGUCUCGUUUCCCCAUAGAGCACGCCCAGGACCCCGACGUGGGCUCCAAUUCGGUUCGGCAGUACCGCCUGAGCCCGAACGAGCAUUUCGCGCUCGACUCCAACAAGCCAUCCCUCAACACCAAGCACAUCGAGCUCGUGCUCAAAAAGCCGCUGGAUCGCGAGCAAACGCCUUACCACGAGCUAGUGCUGACAGCGUCAGACGGUGGCUCUCCGGCCUUGACAGGUACCGCCAAAAUUAACGUUCGCGUCCUAGAUUCGAAUGACAACGUGCCAGUGUUCGACAGUUCCGUGUAUAAAGUAAAGCUGCUCGAAAACUCGCCCAAGGACACAUUAGUGAUCAAGCUCAAUGCCACGGACCUUGACGAGGGCACCAAUGGCGAGGUCUUCUACUCGUUCAGCAGCUACACGCCUGAGAGGGUCAGGCAGAUGUUCUCCAUGGACACCAACACGGGAGAGAUCCGUGUCAAGAACAACGUGGACUACGAGGAGACCACCACCUAUGAGAUGUACAUCCAGGCCAUGGAUAAGGGCCCCGCUGCUGUGGCGGCCCACUGCAAGGUAGUGGUGGAGGUGGUGGACGUGAACGACAACGUGCCCGAGAUCGUCCUGUCGUCCCUCUCCAGCCCCGUUCGCGAGGACGCCCGCGCCGACACCGUGGUGGCGCUGAUCAGCGUGACGGACCGGGACUCGGGCCCCAACAAGCAGGUGAGCCUGGAGAUCCAGCCGGGCCUGCCCUUCAAGAUCAAGUCCUUCCGCAACUACUACACCCUGGUGACCUCGGCCUUCCUGGACCGCGAGUCCACGGCGGCCUACAACGUGACGCUCAGCGCCACGGACGGCGGCACGCCGCCCCUCUCCUCCAAAAAGACCAUCCAGGUGGACGUGGCCGACGUCAACGACAACCCUCCCCGCUUCGAGCAGACCUCGUACACCGUCUACGUGCCUGAGAACAACGCCCCGGGCGCCUCGCUGUGCACCGUCAAGGCCAUGGACUCGGACGUCAACGAGAACGCCCGCAUCACCUACACCGUGCUGAACGACAACAACCACGGCAUCCCCGUCACCUCCUACGUCUCCAUCAAGCCCGACACGGGGGUGGCCUACGCCCUGCGCUCCUUCGACUACGAGUCCCUGCGCGAGUUCCACUUCCAGGUCAAGGCCCAGGACGGCGGCAUCCCGCCGCUCAGCCGCGUGGCCACCAUCUACAUCUACGUCAUGGACCAGAACGACCACACGCCCGAGAUCAUCAACCCGCCCGCCAACGGCACGCGCUCCACGGAGACGGUGCUGAAGAACGCCGACCCCGGCGCCCUGGUGACUAAAGUUGUGGCGUACGACGCGGACACGGGCCCCAACGCCUGGCUCAUCUACCUGCUGGAGCAGCAGGCCUCCGACCUGGACCUCUUCAAGGUGCAUGAGCACACAGGCGAGGUGCGCACCACGCGGCGCAUCCAGGAGGACAACUCCACCUCCUUCACGCUGACAGUCCUGGUGAAGGACCACGGCCUGCCCAUGCGCUCCUCCACCGCCACCAUCAACGUGGCCAUCCUCGAGGUGCCGCCCAAGGUGGUGCCCGACCCCAAGCGCAUCAUCCGUCCCCACAACCCGCUGCUCUUCUCCAACGUCACCCUCUACCUGAUCGUGGCCCUGAGUGCCACCACCUUCGUGUUCCUCGUCACCGUGGUGGUGCUGGCUAUCGUGCGUUGCCAUGCCUACUGCUCGCAGCCCGGAUCCUGCUCGCCAUGCUGCAUGUCCCAGAAGGCGCCCAAAGAUGGCGGCUCGGCCACCGUGGGGGCGGCGGGCGGUGGCGGCGGCGCUCCCGGGCAGCCCAACAACAACGUGGUGAUGCGGCGCGACCUGAAGGUGGAGCCGCACUACAUCGAGGUGCGCGGCAACGGCUCGCUGACCAAGACCUACUGCUACAAGACCUGUCUGACCGCCACAUCCGGCAGCGACACCUUCAUGUUCUACAACACGGGCCGGCCAAUCAGCGGCACCUGGGGUAGCGGCGCCGAGAGGUUCUUCACUCAAGGAAGUGGCUUCGUCAGGAGGCUGAGCGUGCCUGAUGCGGCCAUGCAGUCGAAGGGACCCAAUGCUGACUGGAGAUACUCGGCGUCGUUGAGAGCUGGAGUGGCGAGCUCGGUGCAGAUGGAGGAGGCCUCGGUCAUCCAGGGGGCCCAGGGCAUGCUGGUCCAGAACUGGCCCACAGUCUCCAGCGCCGCAGGAGAUGGUGAAGGGGGUGAGGUGUCUCCCCCUGUCGGUGCCGGCAUCAACAGCAACAGCUGGCACUUCCGCUACGGCUCGGGUCCCGGAGGCUACAUCCCUCCGCAGGCCCUGAAGCCCGGCGAGCUGCCCCCCGAGGCCUUCAUCAUCCCCGGCUCCCCCGCCAUCAUCUCCAUCAGGCAGGAGCCCGGAACCGGGGACGAGAAGGCCGACUUCAUCACCUUCGGCAAGAAAGAGGAGUCCAAGAAGAAGAAAAAGAAGAAGAAGGAGAAGAAAGACAAGAAAGAGAAAGGGAAGGACGACACGGAGGAGUAGGAAUCGGAGGCGUGGAUGGAUGGAUGGAUGGAGUGGGAUUGGUGUGAUGCGGAAAUGAACAAUGGAGUAAAUAAAACAGGAAUAAUAAAUAAACGCGAGAUACCAACUUGAAUUGAAUCCUUAACGAGACAGAGAAUCAACCAAAUAUGUGUGAACUUUUACAGAGAGGUCAUCUCUCCGAGGGGAAAUGGCUUCCCGGCGGGAGUCGCGAUUCACUCUUCAAACAUAUGAGACACUCUCUCUCUGUCUCUCUCUCUGUCUCUGUCUGAGCCCCGUCCUCUUCAAUAAACCAACAUGAACAAUUGCGCAGACAACCCUAAAACAAAUUAGCCUCCAAUAAGACACUACUAACUUGCCUAUCUGAACAACCGAGCUGAAUAUGCUUGCUGCAAUCCUGAUUGAUCAAAAUUGUUGUAUGUGUGUGGAGAAAUGACUGCGUUUCAUGUACAGAAUCCAUUUCUGAUUGCCAGUGCAGUGCACAUUGGAAUUUGUAUGAUAUACUAUAUUCAGCUUUCCAGAUACCAGUGUUAAAGAAAAAAGAAAAGAAAAAAAAACAAUAUCACAACUAUAAUAAUGAGCCAAAAUUUACGAUCAACACUGAAAAAAAAGAAACCCUCCCACCCUAGCACAGCCCACUCGGGCACAAAAUAUCCUGUACUCUACCCUACCGAUCUUUUCCUGUCCACUAAUAGCAGCUAGGACAGACUGAUGAAUAAAAGAGACUGAGUGAUGUUCACAAGAAAAAUACAUCAGACAACAAAAAAAAGAUCCAUACGAUGGAAUGCAUAUGUGGAAGCACCACAUUUCUGUAUAGGGAAAAGACUCUAUGACUAGAAAUGACAUGUCUUGAGGAACAUCUCAUGUCAUUUCAUGUCAUGACAAACAAUAGAACGAACCAGAAACACACAGUACAAUACAGUGGUUGGUACCUGUUAUUCCAAACAAGAGCUAUGACAUCGUUAGCCUCGCGCGCCAUCCUAUGUACUUCCGCCAAAAGAUUUUGGCUCCGUACAUGAAAUUGUAGGCCUAGUAGUAUUAUGGGAUGGUCAGUACCAUCGUAUAGCACUUGGUCGGUCGGGGUUCAUAAGGAUUUUUGUAGCCUGUUGUUCCGUGUUCCUCUGCCCUCUGCCAGUCAUAGAGAUACUGGGCACCACAGGCUGGCAUGGCAUGGCAUGGCUUGGCUGGGCUCUAUGUGAGAGGCCCAGAGUGUGGCAGCAGAAGGCCUCAGGCCUGGUCCUAGAGACAACACAGCGGGGCCGCUGGACAGGACAGAGCAGGUCAGAACAGGACAGGACAGGAUGGCUUCUCUUCUCUGGCGGCACGCCUGGCAGAAGACCCACCUGUGGUUGGUUGAUGCCCCCACCUGCAUGUGAGGAUCACAACACUCACAACACACA